UCGAUUUUGUCAUUAUGUGAUGGAUCAUCAUUUGGCAUUAAUGAUGAAACAAGAUGGCAGCCAAGUCAACUCCUUGUUUGGAGACACCAUGACGUCAGAGGACCUCAAAAACAUCCUGGAUGAUCUGGAUGAUGAGGAGCUGCGUACAUUCCUGUGGUUCCUGCAGCAGCCCAACCUUGUUCAAGGUCUCCCAGCCAUCACAAAGUGUCAACUCCAGACAUCAGACAGGUGUAAAACUGUGACUGUGAUGGUACAGACUUAUGGAUUUCAAAAAGCUGUGCAGAUGACCAGGGUGGUUUUACAGAAGAUCUCCAGGAAUGAUCUGCUGGUGAAGAUUCCUGCCAGCAGCUCAGGACCAGAAGUGCAUGUCAGUGAUGUUGGAGAACCCUCAGAGAACAGAGAACCUUCCUCCUCUCAGACUCAGCCUCCUCUUCCUCAGACUGAAGGGGCAGUGCAACGUUAUGGAAGCAUCGUGGAUGUUGACACUACUGGAGCUUCAAGGGAAACAGCUCAGCAGGACCGACUGGACUGCUUAGGUGUGGAUGCCUCAGAAAAGAUGGCAGAGACGGAUGCUGAGAGAAUGGAGAAAUACAGAUCAAUAAUCAAUGCAGUGGGAAGAAAAUAUGACAUAGAACCAGCUCUCAUUGCUGCCAUCAUCUCCAGACAGUCCAGGGCUGGAAACGUGCUUAAUAACGGCUGGGGAGCAUAUAAAACCUGGGGACUGAUGCAGGUUGACACCAAUCCAAAUGGAGGUGGACACAAAGCUAAAGGCGCCUGGGACAGCGAGGAACAUCUCUGUCAAGGCACCGAGAUCCUGAUUGAUUUUCUCAUGCGGAUCCGCAACGAAUUUCGCAGCUGGACACGUGAGCAGCAGCUGAAAGUUCUUAUUUGUCUCUCCAGGGGGGAUAGCAGCCUACAUAACCGGAAAUGUAAAGUUCGAGUGCUAUAAGAAGGUGGAUGAGGGAACCCCAGGCAAAGACUUUUCCAAUGACGUUGUUGCCAGAGCUCAGUGGUACAAAAAUAAUGGCUUUUAACAGCUGAAACUGUCAAACAUGUCUGAGAAAUCAUGAAAGAAACACCUAUGUAAUGUGUCAACCUGAAUUAACAUAAUGCAAUUCACAAA
This is a messenger RNA of Acanthochromis polyacanthus (spiny chromis), 1123 nucleotides long. Its product is annotated as lysozyme g-like. Bases 20 to 949 code for a protein of 309 amino acids. The record is from RefSeq and is a predicted model, not a curated record. Gene Ontology annotation, biological process: peptidoglycan catabolic process; defense response to Gram-positive bacterium. Gene Ontology annotation, cellular component: extracellular region. NCBI's taxonomy places the organism in Eukaryota, Metazoa, Chordata, Actinopteri, Pomacentridae. The transcript has 7 exons. Gene Ontology annotation, molecular function: lysozyme activity.